Messenger RNA from Aspergillus campestris IBT 28561, 639 nucleotides. RefSeq lists its product as uncharacterized. NCBI's taxonomy places the organism in Eukaryota, Fungi, Ascomycota, Eurotiomycetes, Eurotiales, Aspergillaceae. Bases 1 to 639 code for a protein of 212 amino acids. The transcript is spliced from 2 exons. The record is from RefSeq and is a predicted model, not a curated record.
AUGUCGGUCGACUCAGAUGAGUCUGACAAGAUCCUGAAAUGCGUCCGAGCGCUACAGGAGACUUUCCCAGCCGAUUUCGUAUUAUUUGGUGGUGCAGCUGUACAAUUUCAUGGCCACGAAAGGGUUACAUAUGACGUAGACAUCUUGGUCCGGCCCAAGACUGUCAUCGACUCCCUCAAGUCAGUUCAAGGCUUCGAGGGGAUGGCAGGGAAGCUCUCGUACCGAUCAGUUCUAAUCAAUCUUCUUACUACAAUCGACGACCGCUUUAUUAGGUGCUUCUAUCUUCGCCCAGAAGAUUCGGCAGGCGCCCAAAAGCAGAAAGCUGAUCUGAUGGAUGCUGUCUUCUGGGCGAAGUUGCUUGAAAAGUCUGGAGAGAUGAUCUCAGACAUUUGUGCAGCACAGUUUAAGAUCGGUUGCUAUCAUGCUCUCUUGAUCCGACUAAACCUGAAGCCAGACCCCUUCCAGAAGCUGCUGGACGUAGGCCUUGAGCGGCUUGUCAUUCCAUGGGAGGAUAACACGCUAGAGCAGAAGGAGUAUUACUCUCUACUUGCUACUGAAGGAACUGAUCCGUUGACCACCCCUCUGGACAAUGAGCUAUACGAGGAGUUUCUUAUUGGCGAUGAGCCAAUCACUGAUUGA